Molecule: messenger RNA, 609 nt
Organism: Colletotrichum chrysophilum
Lineage: Eukaryota; Fungi; Ascomycota; Sordariomycetes; Glomerellales; Glomerellaceae
Exons: 3
Coding region: 1-609 (202 amino acids)
Biological process (GO): carbohydrate metabolic process
Source: RefSeq, a predicted model, not a curated record
AUGGGAGAACAAGAACCUACCCCCGAGAAUCACACGAUGAUGCAGGGCUUUGAGUGGUAUGUCCCUGCUGACCAGAAGCACUGGGUGCGACUGGAGAAGCACGUACCGCAGCUCAAAGCCUGGGGCGUCGACAACAUCUGGAUCCCGCCAGCGUGCAAGGGCUCAUCGAAGACCGGAAAUGGUUACGAUAUCUACGAUCUGUACGACCUGGGCGAGUUCGACCAGAAGGGAUCCGUCGCAACGAAAUGGGGUACCAAGGAGGAGCUCCUGAAGCUCGCGCAUACUGCCAAGGACAACGGCGUCGGUAUCUACUGGGACGCUGUCCUGAACCACAAGUUCGCAGCCGACCGCAAGGAGAAGUGCCUCGCCCAGGAGGUGGACCAGGAGGACCGCACCAAGUUCGUCAGUGACAAGUACGAGAUCGACGCCUGGGUCGGCUACGACUUCCCCGGUCGCAAGGGCAAGUACAGUGAUAUGAAGUAUCACUGGUACCACUUCAGCGGCGUCGACUACAACGCGAGGAAUGAGAAGACGGCCAUCUACAAGAUUAUGGGUGACAAGGGUGACCAGCAGUGGGCCGAGUCCGUCGACGAUGAGAAGGGCAACUAG